AUGAUCUACAAUGAAAGCUGGAGCGUCUGUCCCAGCUCCUGGACGUAUCUCAAGUCGUACCCUGGAGAAGUUCGCCAACAGGUUCGCCGUGACUUUUUAGACAGCGAGACGGCGAACGCCGACGAUGAGGAGAUGUCAGCUUUCGUUCUGCUAGCUCUUCAAGACGAAACGUCGCUUGCUACCUACGGGUGGAACAACCGUCAUCCAAGAAAGGAAGAUAAAAAAACAGACUCGGAGCGGGUGAUAUGGUGCCUCCAGAAGCUGUCGAUGGAGCCCCGGCUGGUCUUGAAGGUCUGCAGGGAGCUUCUUGCUGAUGCAAGAGAGCCGGUCGUUCUCGCUGAGUCCGGCGAGGUACAGGCCAAUGGCCACCCGUUUCUGCGGAGUUACGUCGCGCUUCCUGGAGUUCGAGGCAUCUUGUAA
Messenger RNA from Phytophthora nicotianae INRA-310, 420 nucleotides. RefSeq lists its product as hypothetical. The record is from RefSeq and is a predicted model, not a curated record. Lineage: Eukaryota; Oomycota; Peronosporomycetes; Peronosporales; Peronosporaceae. Bases 1 to 420 code for a protein of 139 amino acids. The transcript has 2 exons.